This is a messenger RNA of Salvia miltiorrhiza (redroot sage), 1537 nucleotides long. Its product is annotated as nicotianamine aminotransferase 1-like. The record is from RefSeq and is a predicted model, not a curated record. NCBI's taxonomy places the organism in Eukaryota, Viridiplantae, Streptophyta, Magnoliopsida, Lamiales, Lamiaceae. Gene Ontology annotation, biological process: amino acid metabolic process; biosynthetic process. The transcript is spliced from 7 exons. Bases 57 to 1346 code for a protein of 429 amino acids. Gene Ontology annotation, molecular function: pyridoxal phosphate binding; transaminase activity.
AAAAACCUCUCAACUUUCGUCACUCAUCACUGACUCAGAGAGAGAGAGAGAGAGAGAUGGAGCAGAAAAUGGCAGCGUGGGGUUUCAAUAAGCAGAAACGCACGGUGACAAUUAGAGAUUUUCUUGAAAUAAUAAAGCGGAAUCUGAAGGAGAAUGAUGAAAGGGGUGUGAUCCAUCUGGGCCAUGGCGAUCCCUCUCCUUAUCCCAGUUUCAAAACAACUCCAGCUGCGGAGGAAGCCCUUCUCAAUGCCCUUCGCUCCACUCACUUCAAUGGCUACCCCCCUGCUGCCGGUCUUUCUGCCGCAAGAGGGGCAGUUGCAGAGCAUCUGAGCAAAGACCUUCCUUACAAGUUGUCGGGAGACGAUGUUUUCCUAACCGCAGGUGCCAAUCACGCGAUAGAGGUCGUGCUAACGGUCCUGGCCCGCCCGGGUGCCAACAUACUGUUCCCUAGACCAGGCUAUCCACUAUAUGAAGCGCGCGCUGCAUUUAGCAAUCUUGAGGUCCGUCAUUUCAACCUCCUGCCCGAGAGAGGUUGGGAGGUCGAUCUUGAUGGCGUGGAGGCUCUUGCAGAUGACAAGACCAUCGCCAUGGUUGUAGUCAACCCGGGAAAUCCAUGUGGAAAUGUUUUCACAUUUAAGCAUAUGCUAGAGAUUGCACAGACUGCAAAGAGGUUGGGGAUUUUGUUGAUCUCGGACGAAGUUUACAACCACAUUGUUUUUGGGAGCAACAAGUUUCUGCCUAUGGGGAUUUUGGGAGAAGGCACUCCUGUGGUCACUCUGGGAUCAAUGUCGAAGAGAUGGCUCAUUCCUGGCUGGCGCCUCGGCUGGAUUGCUGCUUCUGAUCCCAACGGAGUCCUUAAGAAAUCCGGGAUCAUUGAGUCCAUCGAGAACUAUCUCUGCAUCACAGCUGAUCCUGCAACUCUCAUCCAGGGUGCUGUUCCUGAAAUCCUCGAGAAAUCAACAGACGCGUUCUUUUCAAGAACCAACGAGACUCUUAGAGAAUCUGCAGAUGCAUGCUAUGCUACAAUCAGUGAGAUCCCUUCACUUUCUUGCCCACACAAACCCGAAGGCGCUAUGUCUACAAUGAUCGAGAUCAAUCCCUUGUUGUUGGAAGAUGUGAAAGAUGACGUGGACUUCGCCUUGAAGCUUGCUAGAGAGGAAUCAGUUGUGAUCAUGCCAGGAUCGGUCCUGGGGCUGAAGAACUGGCUGCGCCUCAGCUUCUCAGUGGAGCCGGCUACUCUGAGAGACGGGCUCGAGAGAAUAAGGGCAUUUUGUUCGCGGCAUUCCAACACCUACAAGGAUGAAUCUCGAAUCGAAAAGAUCUGCUUCAUCAAAUCGUAUGCAUGAUAUGAUGAUGAUCAAGUUUCAACUGCACUUAAUUUCCCUCUGCCUUCAAAGUUAGCAUGGGGCUUCUCUUGUUUUUUGGAGGGAAAAUUAAAUAAAAUUGUGCUUGUUACUUUAGUGGAUUGAUUGAUUUUAAAUUAGGGUUUCAAUGAAUUUCUCAAUAGAUGUUUUGGGAAUGAAUGCCAAUUAUGCCA